AUGAAUUCGCCAAAAGUUAAUGAAAAACCAUCGAGAAAUCAUCAAAGCGGGAAAAGAUCAGGAAAAAUUUUAUCACCUUCCGGAAGUCAAGAAUUUAUCGAUGUCGAAGAAUCAACGACGGCUCAAAUAUUAGAAAGGGUCAAAAGUGAUAGGGUGGCAACUACGAAACAAGAUGAAGACAGAAGACGUAGAACAAUCAUCGUCGAAAAAAAAAAUGGAACUUAUGGAUUUACCCUACAGAGUUACGGCAUCCAUUAUAAAAAAGAACAAGAAAUCGAAAUGAUAACAUAUGUCGAUUACGUUGAAUAUGACGGGCCAGCUUACAAAGCCGGAAUGAGAGAAGGAGAUGUUAUACUAUCGAUAAACGGUCACGACAUGGAAAAAGCAGAUCACAAAGCUUUGGUUAAUUUUAUUAAAAAUUGCGACACGAGAAUGAGAAUGGUCGUACUGUUCGAAGAUUGCGUGAGAAAAGUCGAAUUGCACAUAAGGUACAUACAAUUGCAAAGAAUACUACAAAGCAAAACGGCCGAACUGGAUAGGUUGUGCUUGAAGGAAAGGGAAGUGUUGCAAGGAAAGUGGAAAUCUCACAGUUUACCCGCGAGGAAAAAGGGAAAUUCGAAUAAUUCAUCGGACGAUUUGAUAGAUUCGUCGCAGGAAGACGGUUUUCAUUGCAGGCCGACAGUAUCGACGGAAAACGUUGCUCAGGUACCGAGACAAUCACAAUUGUUGUUAGCUUAUCAAUGCUUGGACCCGAGGUAUCAGUGCGUCAUUAGAUCGGACAAUUCGAACGAGAUUUUCGUCGGUUGGACCCGAGAUUCACCGGAAUCGAGGCCGAUAUUGGUUAAAACGAAUUGCGAUUUCAAACAAAAACGUUGUCCCGUCGACGGUUAUCAUCAAACGAACGGCGCGAUAUCGGCAAACAUGAUUAAAACAUCGAGUGGUGGUAGAAACGCUAACAAAACGAAACAUUAUCAACAUCACACGAGGCAUUUGUGCAAUCCAUGCUUGCAAGCGGUCAACAAUCAAGAUAAUACGAGCCUUGAAGCUUACGAUUUAGCGAGUCCUUGUUGCGAUCCUCACUGCGUACCUUCUGCUAGGAGAAAAUCUAAACAAAAACAACAUAACAAACGCGGGCAUCACAAUAACAGAAGUCACGAACGUGAUUCGAGUAAAGAAAACGUCAAAUGCGGUUCGUUUAGAGAAAAAAGCGGGGAAAAUGGCGAGGGAAUCACGAAAUCGAAUUCGAAUCGUUCUCAUAAAUAUUUUAGUUUCGGUAGCAGUUUGGUUAGUCAAUGCAGUCUUCAUUCAUGCACGUCAAGCGAUGCUAGUCACGGAGUGGGUGAAAGCAGUGGAAUAUCUUAUUCGACUUCAUUAAGUUCCGACACUCUUUAUUGGGAUGGAAACGAUAAAAAAUCGCAAAACAAUUCGUAUUCCUAUUCUAAAGUUUCCAAUUGUAAAACUCAACCAACUUGCGACAGUUAUCAAAAUUUUCAACCUGUCAAACCAAAAUCGUGGGACAAUUUGACGACAAAAGCAUUCGGCGGAUAUGGAUUCGGGUACGGAUACGUUGACACGAGUUCGACAAAUAAAAAUCAUUCGACAUCUUCGUAUAAUACCUCGAGUAACACCAUGCCGGCAAAAUUGAAAAUUCAAUCCGGUAAAAAUACGGGAAUGAUUAAUUUAAAUCAGAUAAAUUUCAAAAGCAAAACCGGAGGAAGAGUACACAGCAUACAAAUAUAUCAUAACGGACACGGACAUUGCGAUCUUCCGACAAAAUCAACGGAAAAUCUUUUGCUGUUACAACAAAAACAAAAUUCCAUCAUGUCGAACGCGAGUAGAAGUUGCGAAUGUUUGGAAAUAAAUUCAAUUUCGGAUUCGAAUAAUUCUGUAAAAAGAUUUUUUCCAAAUCAUAAUAAUGGCGACAUCAUUUGUUGUCACCAUUACGGUAAAUGUCAACAAUCGAAUUUAAAACAGAGACGUUCGAGUGAAAAACAAUGUGGCAGCGGUGGCGGUGGCAGUUGCGGUGGUGGUAACGUAUCGAGACUUUGA
This is a messenger RNA of Pediculus humanus corporis (human body louse), 2049 nucleotides long. RefSeq lists its product as uncharacterized. Bases 1 to 2049 code for a protein of 682 amino acids. Gene Ontology annotation, molecular function: protein binding. Lineage: Eukaryota; Metazoa; Arthropoda; Insecta; Psocodea; Pediculidae. The record is from RefSeq and is a predicted model, not a curated record. The transcript has 6 exons.